GACACACUGUUUUUAGUAGUCUGCUAACCGCAGAAGGUAAUGGUGGUGUGUUAUUUGUUCUUAGUGAACGUGAUAUAAAAGACAACAAGAUAGGAGAUGUAAUCCGUUUCCAUACAGAGAAAGGAGUUACAGCUUCUUGCAAUACAUUGCGAAAAGCAGAAGCUCUUGCGACGAGGAAGUGUUAUUUGUGAAAAUCUGGGCAUGGUGUGUUACACGAAAAGAUUAUUGAUAUAAGAAAAUGUCGCUGUUGCCGACGACAGUACGUCUAGCCAAAAGAAAUUCACUGACAAAUAGGUGAAGAUGGAAGAUGAAGCGGACCUCAGAGAACAAUUAUUUCACAACACAGUACGGGAGAACAUCAUAUUUCUCCUACUAUUUUUGGCUUUGUACGUGUCGAGCUACGCGUUAAUUGCAAAAUUUCGUCGAAGGGAUCGCGAGGAUUACUUUUCUGUCGAUGAAGAUGAAGCGACCGUCUACAGGAUCAGUCUCUGGCUAUGCACUGUUGCACUGACGGUUUCCGUCGGAGCGACCUUACUGCUUCCGGUUUCGAUCGCUAGCAAUGAAGUCCUCAUUUUAUACCCAAACAGCUAUUACGUCAAGUGGCUCAAUAGCUCUCUUAUUCAAGGUCUGUGGAAUCAUGUGUUUCUCUUUUCAAAUUUAUCCCUCUUUGUGUUUCUGCCAUUUGCUUACUUGUUCACGGAGUCUGAAGGAUUUGUUGGCUACAGGAAGGGUGUUAUGGCCAGAGUUUAUGAAACUGUGACAGUGCUUUGUCUAUUGGGAACACUUGUAUUAGGAAUGACAUAUGUCUUAUCAGCACUUAUAGAUUAUCAGAAAUCCAGUCUUCACACAUUGCUCAAUUUAUGGAGUUAUUAUUUGCCUUUCCUUUAUUCUUGCGUUUCGUUCGUUGGAGUUGUUAUGUUAUUGCUUUGUACACCAAUGGGAUUUGUAAGAUUAUUCGGAGUAGUCGGUUCGUUUCUGGUGAAACCGCAGUUCCUAAAAAACUUAGAUGAAGAAUUUUUCGCCUAUAGAUUAGAAGAGGAUUGUAUUCGACGAAGACUGCAAUAUGCGAAAGCAACAGGAAAAUCAUACGUUUCGCCAGUGCCUAUGUCUAUACCAACUUGUGGUUCAGUACGAGAUGAUGAUGAGCUUUUAAAUGUAAAUCCGAGCCUAAUGUAUUUAAAAAAUGGUGCUCUUCAGCGUGGAUUGGCUCAACGAUUAGAGGACAUCGAGAAGCGAAGAAAAAUCUUAGAUCAACAGAGACGAACCUGGUGGGUUCGACGUACGUUGCUCUAUCCUUUGGCUAUGCUAGCAUUACUAAUGCUUUCCACUGCCACAGCUCUGCUGGCGGUUCAAAAUACAUUAGAACUACUUAUUGGUAUUAAGGCAUUACCUUUAAGUACAAGGCAAUUUACUUUGGGUAUCAAUUCGUUAUCGAAGCUUGGUCCCGUUGGAGCAGCUUUAGAAGUGGCAGUAAUUUUAUACUUAGCAGCGACCAGCGCAAUAGGUUUGUACACACUACCUGGUGUUAGAAGCGUUCGACCACGGUUUCAUUCCACGCCACUUACUCAUCUUAUCGCGAAUUGUGCCCUCCUUCUCGUGCUCAGCUCAGCAUUGCCACUGUUAUCUCGAAUAUUAGGUAUGACGAAUUUCGAUUUGCUUGGCGAUUUCGGGCGUAUCGAGUGGCUUGGUAAUUUUAAGCUAGUAUUAUUCUAUAAUUUAAUAUUUGCCACGGCAGCUAUCAGUUGUUUAGCCACUAAAUUUACGGCGACGGUACGUAAAGAAAUUUACUCAAGAUUAAAAAGCAGUCUGAUAGGAAUCUUUAGAAGCGAAGGUAAGAAAAGUUUUAUAGGAAUGUUUUCUACAAAAGAAGAUUAGACUGACUUACGUUAUAAUCAGACAGAGAUUUACAAUUUAUUAGUGUUAAAAGUAAAUAAAUAAAUGAAUGAUUGUAUGCGAUUUACUCGUGCAUUGUGCGUGCGUGUAUGUAUGAGUAAAAUUCUAUUUAAAAUUGUAAAAUCAUGCAGUAAUAUUUAAAAAAACUAAAUCAUACGUGAAAUACAAUGAAAAUUUAAUUGGAUAAUAUUUGAUUAGUGGAAAAUUAGGAAUAUAUCAUAUUAUUAUACAUUUAUGCAUGAGCGUGUGUACGUAUAGUUAUAUUAAUUAUUUAUUAUACGAUUACUAUUUUAAUAAUCAUUUAUCGAAUGUAUACACACCACUGUGCGAGCUGAGUUUUGUGAUAAAAACGUAGAUGAGUAUUCAAGAAAUACAAGAAUUCUCGUUGUA
Messenger RNA from Osmia lignaria (orchard mason bee), 2283 nucleotides. It is a transcript of the gene lili, whose product is annotated as LMBR1-like protein lilipod. Gene Ontology annotation, biological process: signal transduction. Gene Ontology annotation, cellular component: plasma membrane. Gene Ontology annotation, molecular function: transmembrane signaling receptor activity. Lineage: Eukaryota; Metazoa; Arthropoda; Insecta; Hymenoptera; Megachilidae. The record is from RefSeq and is a predicted model, not a curated record.